Sphenostylis stenocarpa is the source of this 2328-nucleotide messenger RNA. NCBI's taxonomy places the organism in Eukaryota, Viridiplantae, Streptophyta, Magnoliopsida, Fabales, Fabaceae. The record is from the annotation of a GenBank genome assembly.
AUGGACACACCAGAUAGGAGCAAGAUCAACAAUCCUCUUUCGCAGUUUGAGGAUUCACCUGUAUUUAACUAUAUCAGUAAUCUAUCUCCUAUAGAACCUGUUAAGUCUGUUCACAUUACUCAGACAUUCAAUUCGCUAAGCUUUUCAUCUCCUCCAUCUGUUUUCACAUCACCCCAUGUCAACUGUCACAGGGAAUCCAGAUUCCUCAGGAGGCAUAACCUUUUGGACGCAUCUAAACCUAAAGUUUCAUCCGAAGAUAUCAAUAAUGUUUAUUCAUGUGAAAAGACUCCCGCAGAUUCUACUCAACCAUGUCAUGAAUCAAGUGAACCACAGGAAAAUACCAAUCCAAAUAUUUCCACAAGAGAUGCCUCAAUUGAGCCAUGUAAUGAAAACCUGAAUAUCUCAAUUGAGCUUCCACAAGGCUUGAAAUAUAAUUUGGCUAGUCCAGGGUAUGAUCCUGUUCUCUCUGCUGAUGAAGCUGACUCUCUUUUGGAACUGCCGGGCAAGCCAGGAUCAGAUGUUGCCUAUAUUCCAGAAGGCUCUGAAAAGGAUUCAAUCGAGGGUGAAAUGCAUCGUCCAGGUUUAUGUCAUAAUGAGGAAAAAAUUGAAGGCCCAGAUUGUGGUGUGGAUGAUUUAAUUACUGAAGCUUCUGAACUGUUAAUGUUUAGCCCCCCAAAUGUGACAGAUUCUUUUAAGGAUAUAAAUAAACAAUUAAAUCCUUCAACACAGCUUACCAAUUAUAGGACUUUGUUACCACAAUCUGACAUCAAUGAUGGUCAACAAAUGCACAGUGUUAAUGCCAUUGCUUCUGGUUCAGAACAUGAAAUUGAAAAUCAUUCUUCUGAAUCAGCAGCAGCCACAGACACAGGUCAGAGACAGGAUAAUCAUGACAAUGUUGCUUUGGUGGCUAGCAAUCCAAAUGAGAAAAUGGAUGAUAAGCUUGUUUAUGUGACACACCGAGGUAUCCGGAGACGCUGUUUAGAUUUUGAGAUGGCCAGUGUGCAAAGGAAGAGCAUAGAUGGUAAAUUGAACACCAAUUCCAGUACAAAAAAAUCUGAUGAGAUGAAUGUUGGUAAAGGAAAGCAACUGCUCCCUACAAAACAUAGUGGGGAUUCCCGGAAGUGUGUUUUGCCUGGAAUUGGUUUGCACUUGAAUGCACUUGCAACUUUAAAUGAUUGCAAAAACAUAAAAAUUGAGAAGUUGUUAUCUGGAAGGCAACCUAAUAUGCCCAGCUCCUCUUCAUCCUCCCAACUUUCUGCAAGCCAAGAACAUCAACUAUCAUUGUUACCUGCAUCAGUGGAAAAAGAUUUGGAGCCAUCAGAGAAUGAGGUUCAACCUGGUGAAGAUUGUACCGAAUCUUUAGUUCACAUGGCUGGUGAAGAUUUCCAGCAGAAUAGUCCGAAAAAGAAAAGGCAAGUACAAUUGCGCAAGUUGGAACCAGAUGGGGAAGGGGAGUCUUGCAAGCGAUGUAAUUGUAAGAAAUCAAAGUGUUUGAAGCUUUAUUGUGAGUGCUUUGCUGCGGGAGUCUACUGCAUAGAGCCUUGUUCAUGUCGUGAUUGCUUCAACAAGCCUAUUCAUGUUGAUACUGUUCUUCAAACGCGCCAGCAGAUUGAGUCUCGAAAUCCACUUGCAUUUGCUCCUAAAGUCAUACGGAGUUCUGAUUCUGUACCUGAAAUUGGGGAUGACCCUAACAAAACUCCAGCUUCAGCACGACACAAAAGAGGAUGUAAUUGCAAGAAAUCAAGCUGCCUAAAGAAAUACUGUGAAUGUUAUCAGGGUGGUGUUGGUUGCUCCAUAAGCUGCAGAUGUGAAGGAUGCAAGAACACAUAUGGUAGAAAGGAUGGUUCUGUUCCUUCAGGAAUAGAAGCCAAGCCCGAAGAAGAAACAGAAGUAUGUGAAAAGGGUGUGAUGGAAAAUGCUUCACAGAAAAUUGAAGCACACAAUACCGAAGACCAUCCAGAACAUGCUCUUCCUACAACACCAUUACGUAUUUCCAGAUCAUUGCUCCCAUUACCCUUUUCUUCUAAGGGUAAGCCACCAAGAUCUUUUGUUACUACCAUCUCUAGUUCCGGAUUGUUUGUUAGCCAAAAGCUCGGGAAAUCAAGUGCUCCACGGUCUCAACCUAAAUUUGAAAAGCCUUUGCAAACCGUGCCGGAUGAUGACUCUCCUGUGACCUGCAUCAAAACUUCUUCUCCAAAUGGCAAGAGGAUCUCCUCUCCUAAUUGUGACGUGGGAUCAUCUCCUACUCGCAGAGGUGGGAGGAAGUUGAUUUUACAAUCGAUUCCUUCGUUUCCUUCUCUCACCCCUCACAAUCUUCGGAGUGACUGA